GUCCGACCCGCGCUCGGUGGAAACAACUCUCUCCUACUGCCCAGCACUCGUUUCACAUUUCCCUUCCCCUACACCCAUUUAAAAAAAAAAAGGAUGCAGCGCCUGACGUACGCGACGAUGAAGGCGUUGACGAUGAAGAAGCAGGCCGGGGAGCUGCCAACGACGUGCAUCCUCGACGUUCGUGGCGUCGACGAAGUUGCUGCCGGCGCCAUUCCCUGCUCCGUGAACGUCCCGCUGGACCAGCUGGAGGCCGCCCUCAAGCUGUCUACCGAGGACUUUGCGAACAAGUACCACGCCGCCAAGCCGAGCAAGGCCGAUCAUGUCGUCACGUACUGCCUUCGUGGUGGGAGGGCGGAGAAGGCGGCCAGCGCACUCACCGCGGACGGCUACGCCAACGUCGACGUCUAUCCUGGCAGCUGGUCGGAGUGGGCAGAGAUGGAGAAGAGCGCGUAG
This is a messenger RNA of Leptomonas pyrrhocoris, 453 nucleotides long. RefSeq lists its product as hypothetical. Gene Ontology annotation, cellular component: mitochondrion. Gene Ontology annotation, molecular function: thiosulfate-cyanide sulfurtransferase activity. NCBI's taxonomy places the organism in Eukaryota, Euglenozoa, Kinetoplastea, Trypanosomatida, Trypanosomatidae. The transcript has a single exon. The coding region runs from base 94 to 453 and encodes 119 amino acids. The record is from RefSeq and is a predicted model, not a curated record.